ACCAGCUCAGCCGUCACCGCCUCGUCCUGUGGGUCAGUAAACGAGAUGAUGAGACCAGUAUUGCUACUUCUGGCCGCUGCGGCGGUCGCCAGCGCGUAUUCAGCGGAGUCUGGCGAGUUGGCAUCUGAAGAGUACUGGCAAACCACCACGCUGAUGCCAUGUCCCAGAGUGUGUACCAAGGAAUACAUACCUGUCUGUGCCGAGGACAAGAGGGGUCACCUCUACAGAUUCGACAACAACUGCUUAAUGCGCAUGUGUGGCUGUAGAAUGCGGCUGCGGCAGGUGGCCCUGGAGCGCUGCCCGUCUGACGCGCCCGGCUGUCCCCUGGCGGAGGCACUCCAGCAGGAGCCGGUGGUACUCGACAACGACGACAGCUCGGACGAGUCGCAGUCUGAUUCUUCUGCUGAUUCCAUGAAAGCCACCCACCUGCGGAAAAAUGCUGUGCGACGUGAACGUGAAUUUUAUUAGACACAAUCGAAGUUUUGCCUUGUCUUCCACUUAAUAAAUAUUUUCGCAAUAAAUAGCAACUUCUGUAAAAGAUCAGUAUACGAAAGACAAAUAUACUAAAUUUAUAGGAAGAAACGCUAAGUUUUAUUUCACAUAUCACCUUCAUUGAACUACAGUUAGGCUGAAUCAAGACGGGUAUGCAAUAAAAAGUAUGAUUUCUGCUCCUUGUAAUUAAUUUGCUUAGCGCAUGAAGUCUGUAUGGAAAUAUCACGAAACGCUUCCUUUUAAUCAAACUGAUCAGAAGUUUCAGUCGGUAAUAUUAGCACAGGGAUUCACUACUAUGUCGUGGGUUGCAUUCCACAAUUGCUUUUACACGUCACUGAGGCUGCAGAGCGUACUUAAUGAAGUUUUACACACGCUGACACACGGCUAACGUUUCUCUCACACUAACAUCUCAAAAUUGAGAAAUACACACUUCCUCGUCCUUCCUUGCUUAAAAUGAAAAUUUAGUGUAUAGUUGACAAGGGCUGCAAAAUAAACGUUUACAAGAAUUUCAUAUACUUAAACAUGGCUACCUAAAUUCGAAAGAUUGUUUGCACUUAUAUAACCCAUUUUGAUUUUAUAGCCUCCUAUAAAAUGUGAAUACCAGCUCAUUCCCUUUAUGUAUUAGAACUGUGUGGCAUGUUCUACAAAUGUAUUCUAUACAGCUUCCUGUGUAACAUAGCUAUAUUUUAUGUGGUUUUAUAUGUGUUCCUUGCUGUUGACAAAACAGCUUUACGUGUACAUAGGUAUAAUUUAUUUAAUGUAAAUUUUUAGUCUAUCAAUCUGUGUUUACAAUAAUUACAUACAACAUGUAUAGUUUUGGUCAUGCCAUGGUGGCAUUAUCUUUCCGUGAAUAAGGUACUGACAUCUGCUACAUUAAUACUAUGUAAGUUUCUGUAACAGACUUCUUAUAUUUUACCUAACAGUAUGGCCAAAGUCUAAUGAUUUAUAAUACCCCUAAUUCUGUACGAUUCUGAAGCUCAGAAAUUAAUUUGUAGGAACUGGUAAAGUGAAAUAAAAAUGUCUGAGUAACUGUCA
Molecule: messenger RNA, 1527 nt
Organism: Schistocerca gregaria
Lineage: Eukaryota; Metazoa; Arthropoda; Insecta; Orthoptera; Acrididae
Product: greglin-like
Exons: 3
Coding region: 46-468 (140 amino acids)
Molecular function (GO): protein binding
Source: RefSeq, a predicted model, not a curated record